UGUGUGCUAAUAAUUCAGUACACAUAGUCAAUAGUCUAGAUCCAAGAUGUCUCGUGUUAUUUUUUUAAGUUGUAUUUUUUUGUUUAGUUUUAAUUUUAUAAAAUGUGAUUCCCCGACUGUAACUUUGCCCCAAGGCGAAUUGGUUGGAAAAGCUUUGACGAACGAAAAUGGAAAAGAGUAUUUUAGCUACACAGGUGUACCUUAUGCUAAACCUCCUGUUGGAGAACUUAGAUUUAAGCCUCCACAGAAAGCUGAGCCAUGGCAAGGUGUUUUCAACGCCACAUUAUACGGAAAUGUGUGUAAAUCUUUAAAUUUCUUCUUGAAGAAAAUUGAAGGAGACGAAGACUGCUUGGUAGUAAACGUGUACGCACCAAAAACAACUUCUGAUAAAAAACUUCCAGUAUUUUUCUGGGUUCAUGGUGGUGGUUUUGUGACUGGAUCCGGAAAUUUAGAAUUCCAAAGCCCAGAUUAUUUAGUAGAUUUUGAUGUUAUUUUCGUAACUUUCAAUUACCGAUUGGGACCUCUCGGAUUUCUGAAUUUGGAGUUGGAGGGUGCUCCAGGAAAUGUAGGAUUAUUGGAUCAGGUGGCAGCUCUGAAAUGGACCAAAGAAAACAUUGAGAAAUUUGGUGGAGAUCCAGAAAAUAUUACAAUUGGUGGUGUUUCUGCUGGUGGAGCAAGUGUUCAUUAUCUUUUGUUAUCUCAUACAACCACUGGACUUUACAAAAGGGCAAUUGCUCAAAGUGGAAGUGCUUUUAAUCCAUGGGCCUUCCAGAGACAUCCAGUAAAGCGUAGUCUUCAACUUGCUGAGAUAUUGGGUCAUCCCACAAACAAUACUCAAGAUGCUUUAGAAUUCUUACAAAAAGCCCCCGUAGACAGUCUCCUGAAGAAAAUGCCAGCUGAAACAGAAGGUGAAAUAAUAGAAGAGUUUGUCUUCGUACCAUCAAUUGAAAAAGUUUUCCCAUCCCACCAACCUUUCUUGGAAGAAUCACCAUUGGCCAGAAUGAAAUCCGGAUCCUUUAACAAAGUACCUUUAUUAGUUGGAUUUAACAGUGCAGAAGGACUUUUGUUCAAAUUCUUCAUGAAAGAAAAACCAGAGAUGCUGAACCAAGCUGAAGCAGAUUUUGAAAGACUCGUACCAGCCGAAUUUGAAUUAGUCCAUGGAUCAGAGGAAUCGAAAAAACUUGCAGAAAAAAUCAGGAAGUUUUACUUUGACGAUAAACCCGUUCCAGAAAAUGAACAGAAAUUUAUUGACUUGAUAGGAGAUAUUUGGUUUACUAGAGGUGUUGACAAGCAUGUCAAGUUGUCUGUGGAGAAACAAGACGAACCAGUUUAUUAUUAUGAAUAUUCCUUCUCGGAAAGUCAUCCUGCAAAAGGAACAUUUGGUGAUCAUAAUCUGACUGGUGCAUGCCAUGGAGAAGAACUUGUGAAUUUAUUCAAAGUCGAGAUGAUGAAGCUGGAAAAAGAUAAACCUAAUGUUCUAUUAACAAAAGAUAGAGUACUUGCCAUGUGGACUAACUUCAUCAAAAAUGGAAAUCCUACUCCUGAAGUAACAGAAUUAUUGCCAGUUAAAUGGGAACCUGCCACAAAAGACAAGUUGAAUUAUUUGAACAUUGAUGCCACCUUAACUUUGGGAACAAAUCCUGAGGCAAACCGAGUCAAAUUUUGGGAAGACGCCACAAAAUCUUUGCACGGUCAAUAAUAAUUUAUGAAAAUUGUUUUAAAUACUUUAGGUAAUAUAUUAGGUAAAUAAAAAUUAAAAAAUAACAA
This is a messenger RNA of Ctenocephalides felis (cat flea), 1767 nucleotides long. Its product is annotated as esterase FE4-like. The transcript is spliced from 6 exons. Bases 47 to 1699 code for a protein of 550 amino acids. The record is from RefSeq and is a predicted model, not a curated record. Lineage: Eukaryota; Metazoa; Arthropoda; Insecta; Siphonaptera; Pulicidae.